GUGCAGUGCGCGUCUUGGACACGGCGCUGCGCUCUCGGCGCUCCGCCGCUCUACUCGUCUGAAAGCACACCCCGCCCUCCCUCCACCUCCAUCUCCACCUCAACCAGCGCCGAAACCGCACAACCACAGAGGAGAGCGGACAUCCAUCCGGCUCUGUGAUAGUAACCGAGGCACACCGUUCCCAGCUCAGACCCCUCUCAGUCAGGACACCAGGUUCUCGGGCGCUAUCAGUCUCCGGAGGUGCGUCCAGCUCACCCGCUCGCCUGCCGCGCCGUGACGCUCCGCUCCACUCCGCGACGCGCCGGGUCGGUCCGGUCGCUUCCCCCCGUGGAGAACAGUAUUCCCUGGAAGCUGGAUGAAUUAUUGGAGAGUUGUGAACAAGUGCGAGAAGAAAGCUGAGGCUCAGGAUCUGCCUCCUCGCUCCGUCCAGGGAAGACUAGACUCAGCCAGAGUUGUGGACGAUAAUGGAGGGGACGUCCCUGUAUCUUCCUAUUGUUAUUUUACUCAUGCAAUGUUCCCCCUCCGUUCCUGUUACCGUGUCGACCAACAGACACAAGGUGGAGGUGCGGGAGUUCUCAGAUGCAGUGCUGUCCUGCAUGUUCCGCACAGAGAAGGACCAGAGUCCGCGCAUCGAGUGGAAGAGGAAGGGGAAAGAUGUCUCCUUUGUGUACUUUGAUGGACAAUUCAAAGGUUCCUUUGAAGGGCGGGCGACCAUGGAAGGUGCGACAGUGACGCUGAAAAGGGUGACCCAGGAGGAUGCUGGGGAGUACCGCUGUGAGAUCAGCGCUCCUCUUGACUCUGUAAAUCUGGGCGAGACUAAUGUCACCCUCAAAGUCUUGGUACCCCCACACACCCCGUCCUGUGAAAUCCCCAGUUCGGCAGUGACGGGCUCAGUAGUGCAGCUGCGCUGUAGGGACCAGCAGAGCAUCCCGCCUGCUACGUACGUCUGGUUCAAGGACAACCAGCCAAUCAGCACGCCACGGCACGCCAACGCCACCUAUCUAAUCAACUCACACACAGGAGUACUGGAGUUUAAAACUGUGGCCAAAGAAGACACCGGCCGGUACAGCUGCCAGGCUGCGAACGGGGUGGGACAGCCCAAGAAGUGUGAGGGCAAGCACAUGACGAUAGAGGACGUCAACGUCACAGCCGUGGUGGCGGCGGUGGUGGUGGUCUGCCUGGUCAUCGUGGUCUGUGGAUGCGGGGGAUUCGUCUUGCAUCGCAACGGCUUCUUCAGCAGACACAGAGGAAGGUCCAAUGUCAACUACAUCCCUCCACCCCAAGAAGAUUUCAAACACACUCAGUCAUUCAUGCUCUGAGAAGCUGGCCUUCCUUGAAGAAUAACAUCACCCUCGUGAUAUGGUGCCAACACUGGAUUCAGAUUUUUUUCCCCCCUCCUUCUCUGGACUCAGAAUGAGCUCUUUGAUCUUCCAAUAAAAUGCUAAUUUCAAUCUU
Molecule: messenger RNA, 1455 nt
Organism: Thunnus maccoyii (southern bluefin tuna)
Lineage: Eukaryota; Metazoa; Chordata; Actinopteri; Scombriformes; Scombridae
Gene: jam2a
Product: junctional adhesion molecule 2a
Exons: 10
Coding region: 465-1319 (284 amino acids)
Biological process (GO): leukocyte tethering or rolling
Cellular component (GO): tight junction; protein complex involved in cell adhesion; cell surface
Source: RefSeq, a predicted model, not a curated record